Panicum hallii is the source of this 1997-nucleotide messenger RNA. Its product is annotated as fasciclin-like arabinogalactan protein 8. Bases 452 to 1645 code for a protein of 397 amino acids. Gene Ontology annotation, cellular component: plasma membrane. The record is from RefSeq and is a predicted model, not a curated record. NCBI's taxonomy places the organism in Eukaryota, Viridiplantae, Streptophyta, Magnoliopsida, Poales, Poaceae. The transcript has a single exon.
AGCAGUAGAAAAAUGAGCCCAGGGGAGCAACGAGUGCCAUCAUCACGUGUGCUCUAGCAAAUGGGCCAGUAGAAAAAUCAUCCGCCUCGGGACGAUCGACGAGAUGCUGCGUGCCGCGCGCGCACCAAGCGAAAGAAAACGCAAACCAGAUGGCGAACCGGGCCCGGAUGCCAGCCUCAGACGGCGAUCGCUGCCGCCGUCGUCCCCACCGGUGGUCGUCCUCCUCCCCACUUGCCAAGCUGUGCGCUCGCUCACUGUGCGAGACGGCCGCACCGCACUACCGUCCGCGAGCUCCGAGCCUCACCAACCUCGCGAACCGUAGUUAAUUAGCAGCUCGUGGCCUGUGACAGGCUGGCAGCUCAUCGGCAUCACUCGUCUUGCGAAAACCACCAAAGUAGAGUAGCUAGCUCAGUUCAUCAGGGUGGUGCGAGAGGUGCUGCCGCGCGCGGCCAUGGCGAUGCGGCGGGUCGUGGCGGCGGCGGCGCUGUUGGCCUGCGUCCUGCUGCCGAUGGCGGCGUCGCCGGUGAGCGGGCGCAACAUCACGGCCAUCCUCGACGGGUACAAGGAGUACAAGCUGUACAACAAGUACCUGUCGGAGACGAAGGUGUGCGACGAGAUCAACUCACGGCAGUCAACGUCGAUGACCAUCCUCGUGCUCUCCAACGACGCCAUGACCACGCUCGCCUCCGACGCCGGGGACUCGCUCCCCGCCAUCAAGAACGCGCUCCGCCUCCACUCGGUGCUCGACUACUACGACCGCAAGAAGGUCAAGAAGUACGGCGACGAGAGCGCCGCCACGCUCUACCAGGCCACCGGCGACGCCGCCAGCACCACGGGGAACGUCAAGGUCGUCGACCAGGAGGACAAGAACUACGGCUUCUCGGCCGCCACGCCCGGCGGCAGGAUCUGCACCGUCACCAAGGAGGUGGAGACCCACCCCUUCAAGUUCGCCAUCCUCGAGGUGACGGCGCCCAUCGAGUUCGACGGCCUCUUCGACACCCCGUCCACGUCCAACCUCACCCGGCUCCUCGAGCGCGCCGGCUGCAAGGUGUUCGCGUCGCUCGCCGCCCGCUCCGGCGUGCUCAAGACGUACGAAGCGGCCAUGGACAAGGGGCUCACCCUGUUCGCGCCCAACGACGACGCGUUCCAGGCCAAGGACGCGCCCGACGUCAAGAGCAUGUCCAGCGCCAACCUCACCAAGCUCCUCCAGUACAACGCGCUGCCGUCGUACUACACCAAGACGUCGCUCAAGUUCGUCAAGGGCACGCUCCGCACGCUGGCCACCACCAAGGCCGGCGUCACGGUGGUCGCCAAGGGCGACGACGUCUCCCUCGACACCGGCAAGAGCAAGUCCCGCGUGGCGGACACGGUCGUCGACAGCGUGCCCUUCUGCCUGCUCACCGUGGACAGCCUCCUGGUGCCGCCGGAGCUCUACGUCGGCGCACCGGAGGCCGCCCCGGCGCCGGCGCCCGCAGAGGCGCCACAGGGCUCUCCGCCCGCGACGCAGCCGGCGGACGCCCCGUCGGUGGCCGCGGACCACGCGGCGGACCACAAGACCAAGAAGCCGUCGUCCUCUGACGCCUCGCGGCCGAUCGGCGCGCUCGCCGCCGCGUGCUCCGUCGUGCUGGUGUCCCUGUUGUUGUGAUGGAGGGAGCUGAACGCGGGCAGCACAUUCAGAUUCAGCGUUGCCUGACAGCUCGCCUCCUUCACCAAACACAAUACUCCGUUUCGUUUCCCCUGUGAUCUUUUCCUCCGUCUUGUUCUCGAUCGGCCGUUCGUUGAUUGGAUUUGUUGCUGCAUUGCGAUUCCUCUGUGUAAUUUGAGCAAACACUGUAAAUUAUUUUCUCUUCCUAUUUUUCGUGAUAGUUUCAGAACACAUUCUCCGGUUGCAGAACAGCAUCCCCUGCAGAUGAUAAGUGUCUCUCUGCAGCAAGUAUUCAUUCAGACUUCCAACACCUCCUCUGAAGUCUGAAACUCUGAAUAUUUUAUUUCCGAUU